UCAGUGUCAUUUUUUAAAUCAUCUUUAAUAGAAUUUUUCUAUCAGGGGGAUGAAUUUGAGCUGUCAAAAGUUUCUAUUCAAUGAGACGUUUCAUCUGUAUCAUAAAUAUAAUUUAGCUGAGGCAUUUUUCAAAGAUUCUAAUGUGACAGAAAAAUUAAAAAUUUGGUGCGGCAAUGAAUUCAGAGAGGGUAAUUUGUCAGCUGAUGAAGUUGAAAUAAAACAAAUUCCUUGUUCAAUAAUGAGCAUGACUUUUUUUGACAAAUUAAAAAAUCCAGAUAACAAUAUUAUUCAUGCUACAGGGAAUAUUCGGCAAAAAUUUGAUGACUUUAUUGAUGGAAUUUUAGUGUCGGAUAAUUUACGAGCGAUGUUAUUGGAUGAAGAAUCUAACGAGUACAAUCUUUAUACUCAAGACGAGCGCAAUGAAUUUAUAUUCAAAUUGUUUCAAUUGUUGGUAAUUGGUGGUGAGUAUUGUCAAUAUGAAAAUGACCUGGAUAAUUAUUUAGACUUGACCAAAAGUCUCUACAAAGAUUUCGUAAGAAUUCAGAAACAAGAAAACAAUUUGUUCAUUACAACAAUCGUGUUGGAAGUAAUUGCAAAAAGUAAUGAUGUGCCGUACUUCCCACAUAAGCCGGAACAUAAGCAAAACAUUGGAUUUUUUUUAAUAGACCCUACAAGUCGGGAAAUAAAAACAAUUCUUCAUCAAUAUGGGAAUUAA
This is a messenger RNA of Cotesia congregata, 715 nucleotides long. The record is from the annotation of a GenBank genome assembly. NCBI's taxonomy places the organism in Eukaryota, Metazoa, Arthropoda, Insecta, Hymenoptera, Braconidae.